GACCAUUUAAACAACGACGCGUUCGCUUCUGUUAUUAUGCGUUUUGUAGCCUUGGUAACACGAGUCAGAGCUUCUACUAAAUUUUUUAACAUCAUCUUACGUUUUACUACGCCACAGUUGCACGAAAUGAAAGCACUUGCACUACUAGCUAUUCACGGACUUUUGGCAAAUGUCGCCGCAGAAACACAGUCGAAGGUGGAAUCGAGGGACAUUGAUUUAGGUGCAUCUGAUUAUCAAUGUCCGGAAGGAGUUUACGUUGCUCCUCACGAGACGCAAUGCGAACUGUACUACAUCUGCGCUUCAGGUGGCACCCCAACUCACUUGUACCAUUGCAAAGACGACCUUUUGUUUGAUCUCGUUUACAACGGAUGCAACUUCAAGGAACUAACCGAUUGCGGUGACCGUCUUUCGCCCUUCACCUGUCCGUAUCCUGAUGGUAAAUUCCCCAUUAAAGAGGGGGCAUGCAGUUCCCAAUAUUACGUUUGCACUAACUACGCCAACUACAUUAGAGGUAUGAUAUUUGCACGCACUUGCCCAAGCGGAGGAAUCUUCGACUCUUCUUCAUCGUCAUGCAUCGCAGCUAGUUGUACAACGACAACGACACCUAGAGCACCAACAGCACCGGGCGUUUUCGAGUGUCCGGCACCGAACGGAAGCUUCUCCAGUCCUUAUUCCUGUUCUCAGUACUAUGUCUGCGUAGAUGGAGUAUCUUUCCUCUUCAAUUGUGCAUCAGGACUUUUCUACAAUGCUCCUCUCGACAUCUGCGAUUGGCCGGCCAAUGUUAAUUGCAACUUGUAAAGUGUAUUCUGUAAGGCAUCAGAAGAUCAAAUUUACAAUUGAACUAUCUCCAAUGCAGCAAACUAAAUCUAGAAGGGAUAAUGUAUGACUUAAACAUUUAUCCUAAAUUAUCAUUGUCCGAAUGGAAUGUAACUAACGAAAAAUAUGGUGACAAGAAAACUUAUGAAAUAAACAAAGUUGUUGGUUACACAAA
Daphnia magna is the source of this 991-nucleotide messenger RNA. RefSeq names its product protein obstructor-E. NCBI's taxonomy places the organism in Eukaryota, Metazoa, Arthropoda, Branchiopoda, Diplostraca, Daphniidae. The coding region runs from base 37 to 798 and encodes 253 amino acids. Gene Ontology annotation, cellular component: extracellular region. The record is from RefSeq and is a predicted model, not a curated record. Gene Ontology annotation, molecular function: chitin binding. The transcript is spliced from 7 exons.